GCUCUACCAGCUGUCCUCGAGCUGUGCAAGCCUCUGAGCAAAGAAGCCGCUUCCCACUGGAAACCACUCCAUACUCUGAUCAGCCUGCUCUCACACACAUCGGCGACAAUCUCCAAGAUGGCGUCCGCUGUUCCUGUUGGCGUCUACGGACGUCGCAUUCCGGCUGGAGGCAUUCCAAUCGUGGCUGCUCUCGACCAGUCUACCACAUUCAGAAUUACCAUGGCUGCUAUCGACCCAGAUGCGGAGCCCCAGUUUGACGAGGACCACAAGCAUGCUCGCGCAACCCUCAAGCUCAUCCGUAUGCCUGAGGACUAUGACAUGGAUGAUGAUGAAGACGACGAGGACUACGAGGAGGGUGACAUCGAGGCAAUUGCUGCUCGUCUGCGUGCCGCUGGUGCGCUCCCCGAGCUUGACUCUGACAUGUCCGACGACGACAGCGAGGAUGAGAAGAACGGCGGCCCCAGCGACCCUGCCAAGUCGAAGAAGGCUAAGCAAGCUGCUCUUACAAAGAAGAUGCAGGAAGAGCUUGAGGCCGACGACAUGGAAAUUGACGGUAUGACCAACGGCGCCAAGGGCAAGGCCAAGGGCAAAGCCAAGGCCACUGAAGACGAUCUGAGCGACGAGGACGACGAGGACGAUGAUGACGACGACGAGGACGACGAGCCUGAAGAGCUUGUUCUCUGCACUCUUGACCCCGAGAAGCACUACCAGCAGCCUCUUGACAUCACUGUCCGUCAGGGCGAGGAGGUCUACCUCUGUGUCAACGGUACUCACGACGUCUAUGUCACUGGUAACUACCUUGCGUUCCCUGAUGAGGACGACAGCGAGGAUGAUGAGGAUGACGGUCUUGAUGAGCUUGGCUAUGACCUGUCUCCCGACGAGGAUGAGCUUGACGACAUUGACGAGUCAGAGGACGACGAGCUUGAUGGCAUGGCCGACCCCAGGAUCACCGAGGUUGACAGUGACGAGGAGGAGGUGCCCAAGCUAGUUGACGCCGGCAAGAAGAACAAGAAGCGCGCUGCUGAGCCUGAGGACGAUGCUACGCUUGACGAUAUGAUCAGCAAGACCAACGGCGAUGCUAAACUUAGCAAGAAACAGGCAAAGAAGUUGAAGAAGAACGAUGGCCAAGCUGCUGCUGGUGCCGCCCAGCCAGAGAAGAAGGCCGAAAAGGUUGAGAAGAACGAUACCCCCAGCAGCGACAAGAAGAAGGUUCAGUUCGCUAAGAACCUCGAACAGGGCCCAACAGGCUCCCCCAAGGUCGAUGCGCCCAAGCCUGAGGCAAAGAAGGAGGCCGCCAAGGGACCUCGCAACGUCAGCGGUGUUACCGUUGAUGAUAAGAAGGAGGGCAAGGGCAGGGCCGCCAAGAAGGGUGACCGUGUCGAGAUGCGCUACAUUGGCAAGCUGAAGAACGGCAAGGUUUUUGACUCCAACAAGAAGGGCAAGCCCUUUUCCUUCAAGCUCGGUGUCGGUGAAGUCAUCAAGGGCUGGGACGUUGGUGUCGCUGGCAUGGCCCCUGGUGGUGAGCGCCGGCUCACUAUCCCUGCCGCCCUGGCAUAUGGCAAGAGGGGCGCUCCUCCGGACAUCCCACCCAACUCUGACCUGAUCUUCGACAUCAAGUGCAUCUCUGUCAGCUAAAGUAUCGAAUUCCUGUAUUUGUCCAGCUAUGCGCACCAGGCUCCACUUCGGUCCUAUAUCAGGCCACGAUUAGACUCCACUCCUGUGCAGGGCUCCGCCAGCCUGCGUGCGUUGGCGCAUUUUCCAUGUUUCCUAUUCAGUCAACUUUUCGUAUGCAUAGCGCGUCGUCUGAGAUAUCCGACUUGCAUAGUCUGGGUUGCGUCAUUAGAUAUGUGCAAGGAGGAAGGAUCUCUCAGUCCUCUUCGCCAUGGUUUCCUUCCACGGGUCAUCUGUAUGAGAUAUAGCGAGGCGAAGUUAGCACAAGGUCAAAUUUCGCUAAGGAAGCUAUUUCCAAAAGUUAAUAGUGUUUCAUGUCGACGCUUACACCGGUACGUA
This is a messenger RNA of Exserohilum turcica Et28A, 2010 nucleotides long. RefSeq lists its product as uncharacterized. Gene Ontology annotation, molecular function: macrolide binding; peptidyl-prolyl cis-trans isomerase activity. Lineage: Eukaryota; Fungi; Ascomycota; Dothideomycetes; Pleosporales; Pleosporaceae. Gene Ontology annotation, cellular component: chromatin; nucleolus. The coding region runs from base 118 to 1635 and encodes 505 amino acids. The record is from RefSeq and is a predicted model, not a curated record. The transcript is spliced from 4 exons.